Beta vulgaris subsp. vulgaris (sugar beet) is the source of this 1325-nucleotide messenger RNA. RefSeq lists its product as uncharacterized. Bases 1 to 351 code for a protein of 116 amino acids. The record is from RefSeq and is a predicted model, not a curated record. NCBI's taxonomy places the organism in Eukaryota, Viridiplantae, Streptophyta, Magnoliopsida, Caryophyllales, Amaranthaceae. The transcript has 4 exons.
AUGGUGAAAAACCAACUGUCCUUGCUCAAUCUAUUAUCAGAAAUUGGUAAGAAAACCGAACGGGCCGGUGGGCCCCCUAAACCAUCAUCAGAAAGUCAGAAACCAUCAACGCCACCUAUACUCCGCCGGUCAACGUUUACAAGUCUAUUGAGGACAUAUAUUCCUCACAAUUGGCCACUUCUGAAAAGUUGUCACAGCCGUGAUCUUCUUUUCUACAUUGAAGCUUACAUCAAACAAGACUCAAGGCUGAUAUUCCGACUGUACUUUAAAUCACAUGAUAUUAUUCCUCUGACACGGCGUAUUUCCUUGCUUUCUGAGUUCAUUGACAAGAACUUGAUCCUUACAAGAUAGAUGCCAACAGAAUUGGCCAUUGGCUUCUCGUAAGGCUGUCUUUCGAAACUAAGGGCUUAUCACUUCUGGUGUCUGCUUAUCAAAAACAAACAUGAGAGUUUAAAAGCUAUCACAACUAGUCAAUAUGUACCAAAGUACAAUUUGUUUUGUACAACCAAUAUUGCAAUUUCUGUGCACAAGCUGCACCAGAUCAUCAUCCUUUAGAAGGAAAUUCUAGACGAGCCUAAUCUGACACAUAUAUAUGCUGGGAAGAAUCAUGCUUAUACUUCAUAGUUUCUUUUCCAUAGCAACCCCUCCUCCUUUGUGCCUAUUUCUGCAUGAUCUAGAAUAUCACAGUGAAUGACCAAAGUUGAUAUUCAUCUGCAAUACCUGCUCAUUUCAAGUUGUAUGUGAUGAGAACUUUUAACAUGGUCUUGAGUGUUUAAUUAUUUUUUUUAUAAAUUACCUUAAAAAGAAGAUAUAUACUUCACGUAGUACUAUGUCCUGCAACUAAAAAGAUGUAUAUAUAUACUUCUUGAAAUGUAUGAAAUGACCACAAAAUGAUGAUGAAGUACCUAAUCCAAUCUUAGCAGUUUACUCUAUGACAAUCUUUCAAUGAAGCUCUUAGUUGUUGUGCAACUUAUCAAAGUUCAUAGUACUUUGAAUUUGGAUUAUAUGCUGAGGAUUUGACUCUUUCCUCCAUGAGCAACUCCUCAUAGUGCUUCCAUAACAGUAAGAAAACACUCUUAAGUCAAUCUGUAAUAAAAAGAUCCCUUUCUCCUUAAAAAUGGGUGUAGAUCCUCUACUGAUAAAUUUUGUAAAACUCUGUAGUACGUAUCAACAGAAUGUUCAGACUGAAAGAGGAGGUAUCAUGUAAUACUUCCUCCGUUCUGAAAUAAGUGAAACACUUCUCAAAAAGCUCUCACAUAAGAGAGAAGUGUUUCAGUUAUUUCAGAACGGAGGAAGAAGUACAAAGAUUCAUGUUGAGCAUUGUU